CACGUAUAUUCUAGAGCUAGGAAUAGAAUCAUUCUAAGAGCUCAUUUUUUGUUGUUUCUUGCAUAAAAUAAUAUAUAUAUAUAUAUUUAUUGUAUACACAAAUACAUAGCUAAUUCUUCAAGCUUAACACCAGAAAAGAAGGCAAACUGAGAAUGGAAGUGACAAACAGAUACAUAACAGUAAAGGCUCAUGUAGAGGGGGAACCGACAGAGUCUGACUUUGAGAUUAAAUCUUCAACUAUUUCUACAUCAGUUCAGCCCGGUUCGAACGACAUUAUUCUGAAGAAUCUGUAUGUUUCAAUCGAUCCAUACCAGAUAAACCGAAUCAAGAGCCAUAGUGCCUCUCACACGACUUCAAGUUUUGCUGUUGUUAUCACUCCUGGAGAGACAAUUGAUGCUUAUGGAGUGGCUAGAGUUGUGGCUUCUGGGAAUCCUGAAUUUGAGAAAGGUGACUUGGUUGUAGGAAUGAUUACGUGGGGAGAAUAUUGUGUGCUAAAAGGAGAAUACAUGUUGAGGAAACUGGAUCCCAUGGGAUUUCCUCUUUCUUACCAUGUGGGGAUUUUUGCAUUUAGCGGUCUGACGGCCUAUGCGGGACUUUUUGAGGUGGGCAAGCCUAAGAAGGGUGAAAAAGUGUUUGUAUCUGCAGCUUCUGGUUCAAUAGGCCAUUUGGUUGGACAAUAUGCUAAACAGUUUGGUUGUUAUGUUGUUGGCUGCGCUGGAAGCAAAGAAAAGGUAGCCUUGUUGAAGGAAAAACUUGGAUUUGAUGAUGCGUUCAACUACAAGGAGGAAACCGACUUGAAAUCAGCUCUCAAAAGGUACUUCCCUGAUGGAAUAGAUGUCUACUUUGACAAUGUCGGGGGAGAGAUGCUAGAAGCAGCAGUAGCCAACAUGAACAUCUACGGUCGGAUUGCAGCCUGCGGGGUGAUUGCUGAGUACACAGGUGUGGGAAAGCGAGCCGCGCCGGAUAUGCUAGAGAUUGUGUACAAGAGGAUCACGAUACACGGAUUCUUGACGUCUGAUUACAUGAAUCUCUAUCCGGAUUUUCUCUCAGCCACCGUGGAUUACCUCCGCACGGGCGCAAUUCAGACGCUUGAAGACAUCUCAAGUGGUGUGGAGAGCAUUGCACCGGCUUUUGUUGGUCUGUUUCAUGGUGCUAACACUGGGAAGAAGAUUGUGAAAUUGGCAGAUGAAUGAGCUUUGAUAAGACUUCUUUUUUAGCUUGGUUGAUCAAUAAAUUAUAAUAGAUGUGUUUUUUACUUGCAAUUGUUGACUAUGUACUAUGAGAGCUUGGAAUAGUAUUGGCGCAUGUACUAAUUUCAUCUAAUUUUGGGUACGGACAAUCACAAAA
This is a messenger RNA of Morus notabilis, 1347 nucleotides long. Its product is annotated as 2-alkenal reductase (NADP(+)-dependent). The record is from RefSeq and is a predicted model, not a curated record. Gene Ontology annotation, molecular function: oxidoreductase activity, acting on the CH-CH group of donors, NAD or NADP as acceptor. The coding region runs from base 153 to 1193 and encodes 346 amino acids. NCBI's taxonomy places the organism in Eukaryota, Viridiplantae, Streptophyta, Magnoliopsida, Rosales, Moraceae. The transcript has 5 exons.